GUGGUAUUCCACUACCGCACCAGUCUGUGUGAUGGCAAAGUGCUGGAUGACUCUAAGACCAUGGGGGGCCACAGCAAACCCAUGGAGCUCAUCUUGGGCAAGAAGUUUAAACUCGCUGUGUGGGAGAGAGUGGUCAUCACCAUGAGACAAGGCGAAGUUGCAGAUUUUACCUGUGACACUAAGCACACAGCACUGUACCCGCUCGUGUCCCAGUCGCUGAGGAACAUCAGCGCCGGUAAGGACCCCCUGGAAGGCCAGAGGCACUGCUGCGGCAUUGCUCAGAUCCACUCCCACCACUCUCUAGGGCACACAGACCUGGAUCAGCUUCAGGCCAGUCCACAGCCUCUUGUCUUCACCAUUGAGCUGCUGGAGGUUCUGCCUCCGGGAUCGUUCCAGCUUGAUGUGUGGGCUAUGACAGAUGAAGAGAAACUCGAGCUCGUGCCUCAGAUCCACGAGGAGGGCAACAUGCUUUUCAAACAAGGCAGCAUUAAGGAAGCCACAGAGAAAUACUACAAUGGUGUUGCCUGUCUUAAAAAUCUACAGAUGAAGGAGCAUCCUGGAGAUGAAGCAUGGGUAAAGUUGGACCAUAUGAUCACACCACUGCUCCUCAACUACUGCCAAUGCAAGCUACUCCAGGGCCAGUACUACGAAGUGAUCGAACACUGCACAUCCGUGGUCUUCAAAUAUGAGGACAAUGUGAAGGCCUACUACAAGCGGGCUAAGGCCCACGCUGCAGUGUGGAAUGAGAAAGAGGCACGGGCGGACUUUGCUAAGGUGUUGGAGCUGGACCCGACUCUGGAACCAUCUGUUGCCAAGGAGCUGAGGGCCAUGGAGGAGAGGAUCCGCUCCAAAGAAAAGGAGGAAAAGGGUCGCUACAAAGGCCUAUUCAACACACCACCUGCCACUGCCACUACAGGUUGAAUCUCUGUGGGAACAAGAGGAGGAUGCCUGUGAAUUUCAAGAUGGAGGAGAAACAGUAGACACUGCUGGUGUUUCAGUUUUAUCCAUGCACCCAAACCAGAUACUCUGCCACCCUACCCUCCAUGGUACACACGCAGAAACAUUCUUACACACUGUCAGGUCAAACACACGAACGCACCCACGAGUGACGCCUAUAUACUGAGGCGUGAUUUUCAUUCCUGCCUUAUUCCCCUGAACCCCACUCUCAAAACUGAUUGAUCCUGAUUAGGAAAAGGCCGACAUUGCUAGCUUCACUUUAAUGAAAGUCCAAAAACCCAUAAAAACCUUAGAUUCUUACCACAAAGGAACUGUGAGUUCUUAUUUGGUUAUGGUUUCAGAAGACAUUCUGGGUAAUUAACCUGCUCAUGGUAAAGGACUACAUUCAGAAUGUUACCCACAGCCGCAUGUUUCACAGACUUUGCUGCAGAGAUUUUUUUUAAUUUAAUGAUGAAUUCUGUUUGGGGAAAGUCUUUUAUAGUAAUUUAUACAGCAAACGUCAAUUUGCUACAGUAUUAGAAACAAUUAGCUUAAAUAUGUUGUUAUAUUGCUUUCUCUGAAAUACGCACUGUUGGAUAAUCCUGAAAUUACUCGUAAUUGUGGCCCAAUUACAAUGGUGAUUACAAUGGUUUCUGGGCAGAAAAGCUCUCCACUCAAAACCCAACAAUUGUAGUCUGUUUUUAUUUGUUGCACAAGGUACAUCAUGUACUUACAUGCACACCUCUGCCUUGCACCACCAGAUCCCCCUUCUCUAUCUUGGUCACAGGGGAAGCACUGGAAUAAGCAGGAGAGCUUUAUCUCCUGGUAGAUGCGAGCGCUCGGUCUGUGUCAAUCAUUAUAAAGCAUGCAUGGACCUGUGUUAUUUUUGCUUUCUCUUAUUUUCAUAUAGUAAGAAAUACUACCAUUAUGUUGUUUUUGUCAAGAUGUACUCCGCAAAACCCUCAGUAUCUCCUUUACUCGCUUAAAAAGAGCUACUCAUUACUCUUCAUGUGAGGCAGCAGGUCAGUAGCCCCACCUGUCUGAAGUGAGAUGUUAUUGAGGUUGUGAUUAUUGAACUGACAAUAAAUAUGUUUA
This is a messenger RNA of Morone saxatilis (striped sea-bass), 2031 nucleotides long. It is a transcript of the gene aip, whose product is annotated as aryl hydrocarbon receptor interacting protein. The record is from RefSeq and is a predicted model, not a curated record. Gene Ontology annotation, molecular function: peptidyl-prolyl cis-trans isomerase activity; protein binding. Lineage: Eukaryota; Metazoa; Chordata; Actinopteri; Moronidae.